Molecule: messenger RNA, 1676 nt
Organism: Spea bombifrons (plains spadefoot toad)
Lineage: Eukaryota; Metazoa; Chordata; Amphibia; Anura; Pelobatidae
Gene: PHGDH
Product: phosphoglycerate dehydrogenase
Exons: 12
Coding region: 88-1617 (509 amino acids)
Biological process (GO): L-serine biosynthetic process; regulation of DNA-templated transcription
Molecular function (GO): DNA binding; phosphoglycerate dehydrogenase activity; NAD binding
Source: RefSeq, a predicted model, not a curated record
AGCCCCGUCAGCAGAGAGAGAGCGAGACUGAGAGAGAGAGAGAGAGAGACUGCAGGGACACAGAGACCGUCUGCAUUGGUGACAGCGAUGUCUCUCUCAGAGAUCCGCCGCAUUCUGAUCAGCGACAGUCUCGCCCCGGCUUGUGCCAGCAUCCUGCGCUCUCAGGGUGGCAUCGAGGUGACAGAGUCCCCGGGACUGUCUCCCGAGCAGCUGCUCUCCGUGAUCAAGGACUAUGACGGGCUCAUCGUGCGAUCAGCGACCAAAGUUGGCGCCGACGUCCUGCAGGCCGGGUCGAGGCUCAAGGUGGUGGGGCGAGCCGGGACCGGAGUGGACAACGUGGACGUGGAAGCUGCCACCAAGAAUGGGGUCAUUGUCAUGAACACGCCGACCGGCAACAGCAUCAGCGCUGCGGAGCUCACCUGCGGCCUCAUCCUCAGCCUGUCCAGACAGAUCCCCCAAGCAGCAGCCUCCAUGAAGGAAGGACGCUGGGACCGCAAGAAGUUUAUGGGCUCUGAGCUCCACGGGAAGACUUUGGGGGUCCUGGGCCUCGGCCGCAUCGGGAAGGAGGUCGCCGUCAGGAUGCAGGCCUUCCAGAUGAAGACUAUCGGUUACGAUCCGGUGAUCCCCCCGGAGGUGACGGCGGAAUUCGGGGUUCAACAAUUCGCACUCGAAGAAAUCUGGGAACAGUGUGAUUACAUCACCGUGCACACGCCACUCCUCCCCUCCACCACAGGACUGAUUAACGACGAAGCCUUCUCCAGGUGUAAGCGGGGAGUGCGGGUUAUAAACUGUGCACGGGGAGGAAUAAUUGAUGAAGAGGCAUUACUGCGGGCGCUCGAGAGCGGGCAGUGCGGGGGAGCCGGCCUCGAUGUAUUCACUGAGGAGCCACCAAGGGAUAAAGCGCUGGUUAACCACCCUCUGGUCAUCAGUUUACCCCACCUUGGGGCAAGUACCAACGAGGCACAGAACCGCUGCGGGGAGGAGAUCGCUCUGCAGAUUGUGGAUCUGGUCAAAGGCAAAGCGCUGAUUGGAGCAGUUAAUGCACCUGCCCUCUCCAGGGCAUUUUCCCCUAAAACCAAACCCUGGAUCCAGCUGGGGGAAGCUCUGGGCGUUCUCCUCCGAGCCCUGCUACCGAAACUCAGUGGGGAUAUUCAGCUGACCACAUCAGGAGAAGCUCUGAGAGACGCCGGAUCGUACCUGUGCUCCGCGGUGACCGUGGGACUUCUCCGUGGAACUGAAGAAAGGCUCAACCUUGUUAAUGCCACGUUCUUCGCCAGGAACCUGGGCAUCAAGGUCACCUCGCUGCAUUGCUCUGAGAAUGGGGAGGAAGUACUGGCCCUGUCCUGUGGUGGUCUCCAGCUGCUGGGUGGGUUGAGUGGUUCUUCUCCAUGCCUCCUUCAGAUUGGAUCCUCCACGUUCCACAGCCCCGUGUCCCUCCACGGAACCCUCCUGCUAUGGGAAGGUCAAGCUCCCCUCCCGAAGCUUAUAGAGGUUCUGGCAGAGUCCGGAGGUCACCUGCGGGUGUUCCACGUAUCAGAAGGACACAGUGUGGCCGGAGUCUCCUCUCCGCUCUCGGAUCUGUCUCCCCUGGGACCCUGCACCCAGCUCGCGUUCUGACCCUCCCCUGCUGAUGUAAUUAACCUGUUAUUAGUCAUUAAAGGGUUGCAGCUCGUUUA